Molecule: messenger RNA, 1117 nt
Organism: Mauremys reevesii (Reeves's turtle)
Lineage: Eukaryota; Metazoa; Chordata; Testudines; Geoemydidae
Product: arginine--tRNA ligase, cytoplasmic-like
Exons: 5
Coding region: 50-1117 (355 amino acids)
Biological process (GO): arginyl-tRNA aminoacylation
Cellular component (GO): cytoplasm
Molecular function (GO): arginine-tRNA ligase activity; ATP binding
Source: RefSeq, a predicted model, not a curated record
AAUGGCAACCUUCCUUUAACUUUGCCGAGCCGCCGGGGCCCCGGUGAGAAUGGAGGCUCACGUGGCUCAAUAUUCCGCUCGGCUCCUGCAGCAGGAAAAAGAGAUCAAGAUCUUGGCUGCAGAGAUUGAUCGACUAAAGAACUUUGGCUGCUUGGAAGUAUCUCCAAGUUUGGAAGGAUUGCGAGACGAAAACACAAAGCUUAAGUACCAGCUAAACGUUCUUCAAAAGAGUCUUCAAGAGGAGAGAAAUAAGUCAGUGAAAAGCAUGAUUAAUAUCAACAUCCGCAUUCAGGAGAUCUUUAGAGAUGCCAUCAAGGCUGCAUAUCCGGAUUUAGAAAACCCCCCACUGGCAGUCACGCCAAGUCAGCAGCCCAAAUUUGGGGAUUACCAGUGUAACAGUGCUAUGAGCAUAACAAAGAUGCUUCCCAAAACCAGCGAACAGAAAGUGAGCCCAAGAGAAAUUGCUGAUAACAUUUCCAGAAAUAUUCCUGAAAAUGAAUACAUUGAGAAGGUUGAAAUCGCUGGUCCUGGUUUUAUUAAUGUCCACUUGAGAAAGGAUUUUGUGUCCAAACAACUGAGCAGUUUACUGGUGAAUGGAGUUCAACCACCGGCUAUGGAAAACAGGAACACAGAUCCUUGGGGCCCGGAAAACUUUUCCUCUCUCGUCUUCGCUGGCGGGAGGGAGGUCGUUCCGCUCCGGGGCAGCCGGCGCGGGAGAGGGGGCGCCCAAGGGCCCCGACAGGGAACCAAGCACGGCUACUGCAACCGCGGGGCCAGGAGCCGGGCCGCCGCCAUCUUCGAGACCCGCCGGACGUGCCGACACAGCGCGGCCGUGGGGCGGGGCCACCAAGAGAGCACCAGGAGGUCGGGCCGCAAGGGGAAGAAAAAUAAGCUCUUCUUCAAGUUGGAGUCAGAAGGGCGACGUAAAGAUGACUUCCUAAGUGCUGGUUCCAGUCCUUUGCUCUACCAGCUGAUGUAUCCAAGGGCUGCCAACACUUUCCCCAGGUUCUACCAUCGGUGUUCAGAAUGGAGACGGGCUCAGACCAUCCCUGAGGCCUGGCAGCUCCUCAGGGAGCUCUCCUGGUGCAGCUGGCAGGGCAGGAAUAUCCCACUGUAA